AUGCCGCAUACAAAAGUUGACCCCGCCAUCAUCGAGGCAUUGGGCCUCGACCCCGCCAACGCGGCCAUGCACUCUCAUGGCGGAUCUGGUUUUGCCUCUACAUUCAAGAUAACAUCUGAGAAGAAUGGGUCACCAGUAAAUUACUUUGUCAAAACUGGGACAGGAGAUGACGCACAAGUCAUGUUCAGGGGUGAACAUGCUUCUCUGAACGCCAUAGCUGAUGCAGUACCCAACUUCUGCCCGCGAUCUCACGCUCAUGGCGCUCUCUCCCAGCGCAAGGGUCAUCACUUCCUCGCAACUGAUUUUCUAGAUCUGGGCUCUUCAGCCCCGGGUGGUUCGGGCAGAACUCUCGCAUCAAAGGUUGCGCAGAUGCACACAACGCCCGCGCCUAUUCCAGAAGGCUACGACAAGCCCAUGUUUGGUUUCUCAGUACCUACAUGCUGCGGUGCUACGGAGCAGGACAACUCCUGGCGGGAAUCAUGGGCCGAGUUUUAUGCUGAUAACCGUCUGAGACAUAUCGCUCGUCAAGCAGUGCGCAACAAUGGUGCUGAUCCUGAGCUUGAAGAAGCUGUUGAGCAAGUUGCUGGAAAGGUGGUACCGCGGCUCAUUGGAGAUGAUGUCGUGAAGAACAUCAAACCUGUGGUCAUUCAUGGCGACUUGUGGAGCGGAAAUCACUCCAAGGGGCAAAUUGGAGGGCAGGGCGGAUGCGAGGAGGUUGUUUAUGACCCCUCGGCUGUAUAUGGCCACUCCGAGUUUGAACUCGGUAUCAUGUCCAUGUUUGGCGGUUUCAGCAAUCACUUCUGGAAAGAGUACCAUGAGCUGGUACCAAAGGCCGAUCCUGUGGAAGAAUGGCCAGACCGAGUGAAGCUAUACGAGCUAUACCAUCAUCUUAACCAUUUUGCGAUCUUCGGAGGGGGUUAUCGAGGAGGCGCAAUGUCCAUCAUGAGGAAGCUCAUUAGCAAGUACGCAUAG
Messenger RNA from Fusarium coffeatum, 972 nucleotides. RefSeq lists its product as uncharacterized. The record is from RefSeq and is a predicted model, not a curated record. The transcript has 3 exons. Lineage: Eukaryota; Fungi; Ascomycota; Sordariomycetes; Hypocreales; Nectriaceae. The coding region runs from base 1 to 972 and encodes 323 amino acids.